Molecule: messenger RNA, 1671 nt
Organism: Trypanosoma cruzi
Lineage: Eukaryota; Euglenozoa; Kinetoplastea; Trypanosomatida; Trypanosomatidae
Exons: 1
Coding region: 1-1671 (556 amino acids)
Biological process (GO): double-strand break repair
Cellular component (GO): cytoplasm; PML body
Molecular function (GO): 5'-tyrosyl-DNA phosphodiesterase activity; single-stranded DNA binding
Source: RefSeq, a predicted model, not a curated record
AUGAGAGAAAAAACAAAAAACAAAAAAUGGCGCACGUGUCUUUUCAAAGGAAUUUGGAUGCUUCUUUUUUCUUUUACAUGUUGUGCCACUCUGUCUGUGUUUCUGUGUGGUGAAUGCAUCUCCCACACAUUCUCUCCUGUUCUCGUCACAUGUAAACUUGUUUUAACAACACGUCUCUACGCACACACACCCGGAUUGACAGCAGAGGGAAGAAACAAACAAUCAAACAAACACAAAAACGAAAAACAAAAAAGGGGGAUGCGUCGCCCAUCGAGGUGGCGUCAUGUUGUGCGGCCUACACUUCCGUUUGAAGCCUCAGUUAUUACCGCUGUCGUGGAUGCUGCGAUGACGAGGAUGGGGAUGACACGCUCGGUAUCAACAGCGCCGCCAAUUUCUUUGCUUUCGUGGUCCGUCGACGGUGCCGGACACACACACCGCCGCUGCAGACGUCGUCUCUCCAUUCAAGAACGCAUACCGUUGAUCUGCAACACAAUUAGGGAAGCUGCCCCGGACAUCGUCGCGCUUCAGGACUCCUUGCCGCAGGUGGCCGAGGCGCUUUGCAGUCAGUUGGCGCCCAGACACAUUAGUAAGCCACACGAUGAUAACACGCAGGCCGAACUUUUGCCAGCAGAUGCCAAAGACGGCCCUCAAUACGAAUUAGUUGGAGCUGUGCGAAACGGUCGUUGUGGAUGUCUGCAGCUGUUUAGGCGCCAUGACUCGGUUUGGGGCGGGCGUCUUCUUCUUUCCUGUCCGUCUCUCACGGCCGAGUUUGUUUCCACCGCCCCGUCCGUCCACGACUCAGCCAGCAGAAAAGCAACAGAAUCAAGCAAAGUGGAUGCGGCUACGGCGGUGGGUGGUGACGGUGGCGGUGUUCGCUUUGUGCUGACGAACGUGGAUCUUUCUUACCGUGGCAAGAGCCUGGCGGUAGGAGGGAUGCCACUUGUGUCGCCCGAUGUAAGCGCGAACGGGAGUCCAUUCACGUUGCAUGUAGCGCCCGGGACGCCGGCGAGGCAGCGGGUGAAGGGGCAGUUGGAUCCGCACCGCGAGGUGGCCCUCACGUUCUUCUCACGAGUGGCAAGGCCUGAUGUGUUGCUUGGAAACUUUUUUAUGGGACGCGAUGAGUCCAUGCCGGGGUAUGAGGACGCAUGGGCACUUGCAGGAGCACCGGCGGAGCAUGAGCGCACGAUAAACACAUUUUACCAUCACAAGCAUGACGCGGAGACGAAUUUCUUUUAUUUUUUACCGCAACAGACAAAAGUGGUGGGUAAUCCAGUGUCAUUUCCUCCUGCGGAUGCUCCCGUGGGCACUCGGAUCCCGUUGAAUGCCUCUUGUCUCAUUGACAGGGCUACCGGGUCAAACAUCGUGGACACAACGACGAAUUCUUCAGUGAAAAGUGGCGGGGAGCGGGAUGCCGUGCGACAGCGUGGAGAGGUGCCGCAGGUUGCGGCGAGGAUUCAGCGGUGUUUCUUCCGCCGUCUUCCAUCAAGGCAUCACAAGCGACAACUUCCACUUUUUUCUCGGUACGAACGACGACAGUUGGUGGUUUUGAAGCCCUUCACACAUGCCCUUUUGACGGCAGAAGAGGCGGCAGCGGCGGGUCGGGAUGGCGGCGGGAUGCAGGUGCGUUGCUCCGCCGCGGAUGGGUACCCUAUUCUGGUGCUUCUUUCCUGA